CUCCACUGUGUCGAGUCUGUAGCCGUUGCUGCUUCUAACCGCCUGGCUUUAUUUUAAAUAUUAUAACCUAACGACAUUUAAUAUAUGUGCGAAAACGACCUGUCUUGCAGUCGAUUAAAGAGAUAACAUGGUCUGAUUUGAACACAACAACUGUGGAAGAUUUCGUCAAUUGAAAGGUUUUUAACCAAGUAGGAGCCGAGAAGUGUUGCCGAGGACAACGGAGCUAUGCUGCGCAUCUGAAGAUCUUGUUCAUAUGGACUCCUAUCCUGUGCUGACCCAAUGGUUUAAUCACCAGGACUAAAAAUGAGCAUAAGCAGUGAUGAGGUCAAUUUCCUGGUUUACAGAUACCUGCAAGAGUCAGGCUUCUCCCACUCAGCAUUCACCUUUGGCAUAGAGAGCCACAUCAGCCAGUCCAACAUCAAUGGAGCCCUGGUUCCCCCUGCUGCCCUCAUCUCCAUCAUCCAGAAGGGCCUGCAGUAUGUGGAGGCUGAAGUCAGCAUCAAUGAGGACGGGACCUUAUUUGACGGACGGCCCAUCGAGUCGCUGUCUUUGAUCGAUGCUGUGAUGCCAGAUGUUGUCCAGACCAGGCAGCAGGCCUACAGGGACAAGCUGGCCCAACAGCAGCAGGCGGCGGCAGGCAGUGGCAGCAGCACAGGGUCCCAGGGAAGCACCAAGAACGGAGAGGGCGCUGCCAACGGGGAGGAAAACGGAUCCCACACCUUAGCCAAUCACCACUCAGAGAUGAUGGAGGUGGACAGGGACGUGGAGAUCCCUCAGAGUAAAGCCAUGGUCCUGAGGGGCCACGAAUCCGAAGUGUUUAUCUGUGCCUGGAACCCAGUGAACGACCUCCUCGCCUCCGGGUCUGGGGACUCAACAGCACGGAUCUGGAACCUGAGUGAGAACAGCACAGGCGGAUCAACCCAGCUGGUUCUGAGGCACUGCAUACGGGAAGGGGGCCAGGACGUGCCCAGCAACAAAGACGUCACCUCACUAGACUGGAAUAGUGAGGGAACCUUGCUAGCAACAGGCUCAUAUGAUGGAUUUGCUAGAAUAUGGACAAAAGACGGUAACCUGGCCAGUACUUUGGGUCAGCAUAAAGGUCCUAUAUUUGCACUGAAGUGGAAUAAGAAAGGAAACUUCAUCCUCAGUGCUGGUGUAGACAAGACCACAAUUAUUUGGGACGCCCACACGGGAGAGGCAAAGCAACAAUUUCCUUUCCACUCGGCACCUGCUCUGGACGUAGACUGGCAGAGCAACAACACGUUUGCCUCCUGCAGCACAGAUAUGUGCAUCCAUGUGUGUAAGCUGGGUCAGGACAGACCUGUCAAGACCUUCCAGGGACACACGAAUGAGGUGAACGCCAUCAAGUGGGAUCCCACCGGCAGCUUGCUGGCCUCCUGCUCAGAUGACAUGACAUUGAAGAUCUGGAGUAUGAAGCAGGACUUGUGUGUCCAUGACCUCCAGGCCCACAGUAAAGAAAUCUACACCAUCAAGUGGAGCCCCACAGGCCCCGGGACCAACAACCCUAACGCCAACCUCAUGCUCGCCAGCGCAUCAUUUGAUUCUACAGUGCGUCUGUGGGACGUGGAGCGUGGCGUGUGUAUCCACACAUUGACCCGCCACCAGGAGCCCGUCUACAGCGUGGCCUUCAGCCCUGAUGGCAGGCACCUCGCCAGCGGCUCCUUCGACAAGUGUGUCCACAUCUGGAACACUCAGACGGGUGCUUUAGUCCACAGCUACCGGGGGACAGGAGGGAUCUUUGAGGUGUGCUGGAAUGCUACAGGAGACAAAGUAGGAGCCAGCGCGUCAGAUGGAUCGGUUUGUGUAUUAGACCUGAGAAAAUGACCCUCAUGUGGGGGAGCCAUGGACCGACUACGAAUGUGUACAUAGCCAAAAUGACUGACUGUCCCUGCCUGUCCUGCUGUAGUCCCAUCAGAUGCCAUGGCCCGCCGUUACAGUCAAAUGGAGCCCCCACCCUCCCCAAAUGUACACGAAAGGACCAUAUCUUCACCACACGCAGUUCUUACGCACAUGUGUCAGACUUACAACAAGUCUGUAUGGACGUGUUGCUCACAGAUCUGCAGGAAGAAACAUUUCUCUGUUUUCAUACAGUAUAAACUUGUUGGACCCAUCACAUGCAAACCAAAACACCAGGAUUCUUCUUGCUUUCCUCUUUUUAUCCUAUGUACCAGAAUUAUGAAGAUUUUUGUUUUCUGUUGGUGUGUGCAUAUUGCAUAUGUCAGCAUUUGGUGUCCUGUGGACAUUGUUUGAAUUUGGAUUUCACUGAUCUCUGUAGGUUUUAUAUUACAUGUUGGGUGGGAGAGAAGAGAGAGGGGGCAGGGGGUGUUUGUCUUUUACAGUGGCUGUUCAUUGGGAGAUCUGUUCAUCCACUUCUUGGCACUCAAGGUUCACAAAUGCAGAUGCAUAGCUUAGAAGAUUAAAUCAUUUAGGUAUUUGUCAGCUCAUUUUAUCCAAUAGGUUUGUUACAUUUUUUUAAAAAACAAAGUAUAAAACAGUUAAUCAAAGGCUGAACUGUCCUUUGGUUUUGCAACUCUUAUCCUCAAAAAUAGUUUUCAGGUGUUCCCAAUUCAUCAGGUUAAUAAUAUAGAGCUCUGAAAAUUCAAAACCUCUAGGUUGAAAGAUAAUCUUUGUAGCUGGUAAACAACAAGCGGAUCUCAUGUUCUAACAGCGCACUGGGCAGAAAGGCAUCGACACUGAUCGGCUUCAGGUUUCCGUCACCGAGCUUGCUCUAUCUGUGUCUCAAGCUUACGAAUAGACGGUUGUGCUUUAGUGUCAGUUGUGAGGUAACGUUGGCACUGGAAUAACUUGUUUUAUAGUGUCAAUGCAGCUUCUGGGAUCUGUAGGGGAAAGAGAGAGAGAUAUAGGAAAACGGGCCCAAAACUGCAAUUACCAGUCAUAUUGUGCUUGGUUCCUCAAUUAAUGGCUUGUUGCUAACCAUUGCUUAAUGAUAAUCAGACUAAGCGUUCACCUGCUUAUUGUGUCCUCCUUCCCCUGCUUGGGGACAUCUGGAGUAUCACUUCCACUGCAGGCGCAGGGUCUUUGAUUGCACCUUUUUAAUCAUGGCUCAAUAUUAGCAUCACGUCAAAGCCGAAAUGGCUAAUUGACGAUAUUGGAGUUCAUAUCACAGUUUGGCAGGUUUGGCAGUCUGUUUAAAAACAUCCAGACUUUCACUAACGUGUGUGGCUUUCAUCUCCAGUGGUGACCGAAGUACACACGACAGUCGCUGCUUUGGAUUGCUGUUGUCAGGCAGUCGUUGCCGAGCAUUAACACACACACACACACACACACACACACUCUGGAGACGGGCUGUGUUCAGGCCUAUGCACGGAUUGACGGCGCUUUUGUUUGUAGUGUUCAGAGUUGCCAUUUUGAGGAAAGUCUGUGCUUCUUGUAAUAAAGCAGUCUUGCAGCAUAUGACUUGAUGUAACUUGGUAUCUGCAUAUAAUAUAUAUAGAUAUAGAUAUAUCUAUAUAGAUAUAUAUAUCUGUGCUAUCACAGGAGAUUCUUUUGUAUGCCACUCAUACGCUACGGGUGGAUUUUAAAGUUACUUUUUUAAGAUGCUUGAAAUACAGCGUGUGAUGUUCUUCUGCAUCACCAGGGUUGUGAGCAUGAGCAAUGGGUUUUUAUAAAAUACCAUUAAACAGUCAUAGCAAAAUAAAAAGGGCAGUCCUUUUGAAGGGUGUUUUUUUGUCCUUCUCCUGCACUUUAGACUAAAAAUGGAGAAACUGGGAUGUGUGUUUAUUCCAGCCACUGUAGACACAUCACAAUGUUUAAAAUGCUCUUAAUGAUGAAUCUGAAUUGAUGCAGAAAGUGCAGCAUUCUAGUGGUUUAGAUAAGGAUGAAAAGCGUCUUGUCUGACUCCUCGGGGUGCGUCAAAGUCGAACCAAGCCAACUUCAUGGCAUUCCAGGUCUCAUCUCAUAGCCAUAACUUAACAGCUUGACACACACACACACACACACACACGUUGUUGUCGGACCAUUUCAGAGGUUUUGUUCAGAAUGUUACUUGUUUUAAAAAAUUUUGUACUGAAGCUAAAAACUAUUUUGAAGUUUGCUUUAAUACAGUCAGCAGUGAUUGGACUGUACCACAAAGACACUAUUUCAAAUGAUGUCUAUGACAGUGGAAUGGUAUUUUAUAAUGUCUUGUUUUUAGAUGAUAAGCUUUUUACACUGCAUUCAAGUGUUGGCUAUUUUUUUCUCCUACCAAAAGUACUAACGUUGAUUCUAUCUUUGCUAUGUUGGCGAGCCCUUGAAGGUUUUGUACUUCUCAAAACUUUUGUAAUUCUGAUUUAUUUCUAGCUACAUACACAAAAUGAACAAAAAAUACAAAAUCUGGAUUUAAUUGUUGAUGUAUUAUAACACGGAACAUGUAAAUAACAAUUUGCAGAUACAUGUUUUUUUGUUGUGUUGUCUUUGCCCUCACCUAUGUUGUACUCUCUUUUCUCUCUCACUCACAUGGUUGCAGUCCGCAGCCUCCUGAUCUGACUGUUGUAAUAUUACACAGAUUUCAAGGUCUAGAAUAAAAUCUAUUUUGAUAAUA
This is a messenger RNA of Micropterus dolomieu (smallmouth bass), 4561 nucleotides long. Its product is annotated as F-box-like/WD repeat-containing protein TBL1XR1. NCBI's taxonomy places the organism in Eukaryota, Metazoa, Chordata, Actinopteri, Centrarchiformes, Centrarchidae. Gene Ontology annotation, molecular function: protein binding; transcription corepressor activity. The transcript has 16 exons. Bases 304 to 1845 code for a protein of 513 amino acids. The record is from RefSeq and is a predicted model, not a curated record. Gene Ontology annotation, biological process: regulation of transcription by RNA polymerase II. Gene Ontology annotation, cellular component: histone deacetylase complex.